GACAUAUCCCAGAGGUUGGUGAAAGAAGAAGCGCGCGGGCUGUGUCAGAGCUGAAGUUUGUCACCAACGUCCAGUAACGGCUGUUACCUGUACCGUUCACAGAGGACUUCUUCACUGUCUGUGCCUCUGCCUCAGACUCACACCUGAUAUGCCAGUGCUCAUUGGACACCAUGGGUAAAUGGCUGAAUUGUGUCUUAAUAACGUAGCUAGGUGGCCGCGCUGAUAAUUCUGCUAUGCAUUUUUUGCUAGUUGCUAACUAGCUAGGGAGCCCGUUCUCCUUCAUCGUUGUAACUAUAAAGGGCUAACGCAGGGGCUUGUCAUCUUUAGCCAGCUUGCUAACUGUGCAAACGUACCGUUGAAUUCAAAGGCUUGGAAUCAAAAUUAUUUUUCUAUGUAUGAUUCAUAGUGCGCGUUUUUCUCUAUGUUAUGUGGUUAAGACGAAGACAAGAAAAUUCACGCUUCUGUGCUGUGAGAUUAUUUUGUUGAGAUUGCAUAUUUUCUCUUCACCCGCGGAAGAAUAAAUUUUACCCCGACAACGUUGUGAUGCGGUCCGUUUACUCGUGGCAGUCAGUGAUGACGACUACAUGUAAUGUUAUGACAUUAGCCUUUUAGUGUCUUUGGGCGCCACCUAGUGUUGGAACUGUCGAUUAUACUCAUUUUAAUACUGAACCUGCAAUUGACGGUUGGGCUUGAUGAAUGGUUUUUUACAAAUUAGAGGAAGGACCUAAUCAGUCUUACUAGAUACACAUCUUGCCAACCUAGAUAUUUAAAGUCUCUGUGAACAUACUCUUCCAACACCAGACAACAUAAUGUUUCUUAAUCCAACAAUAAACCCUUCUCUCAGGAGAGUUUCUACGUUUUCAGUGUUUGUUGACAUAGUCUGACAGGUAUUAAUGGUUCUUUAUUAAGUUAAUUGUUGAAGAAGGGUGUUGGUUAUAUACAUGAUAUGUGCAUGAUAAAAGUAGAAAGCCGCUCUUUAUAGUUUGACUACUCCAUAAACAAAUACCAGGGGUGCGAGAAAUUGGGAAAACUUGGAGGAAGUAGAAUUUGUGAUAGCCUAAGAGAAGUUUGUGUUUAUUCACUGAAAGGUCCACUGUUGCAUGAUUUGUCCACCAGAGAGCACUGAUAAAUAUGUCUUGAAGAGUCAAACAUUGGGAUCAGUGUUUAAUCUGUGGACGAUUCCUUAGUAACUAGGUGCUUUUAAAACUGAUCUUUUUGUCUGCUUUGUUGUUUGUGUGGGCUGAUUUAAGGUACAUGAACGUUUGGCCUGUCUGUCCAAAAAUAAUGAUGAAUGAAUGAUGAAUAGUGAUCAAUUAAUGUGUAAUUCACCCAUUCAUUCUCAAAGGUAUUCAGAUUUAUUUGUGUUUCUAUUUGAUUCUCUGUAUUGUAGUUAUAGUAUGCUUAAUCUAUUGAUUGUAGCAUGAAAUUACAUGUAGUAAUAAUAAUAAUAACUUUAUUAUAAAGCACUUUUAAAAACAGAAGUUUUCAAAGUGCUUUGACAAACAGUUGCAAAGCACAGAACAUCAGCACAUAAAAAUAAAUACAAAAGCUCGGUUAUAAACAAGGCCUCUGAAUUGAAGGCCAAUUUCAUUUUUCAUAAGAAACCUGGGCAAUACAAGAACCCUACAACAUAUAAUGAGACUAUGGGGACAAAAAUAAAAACAUAAAAUAGGUAAGAAAAAGAAAUGAAAUAGAAAAGGGGGGCAGAAAGCAGGAAACAGGAUAGUAAAUAUAAAAGAGGAUUUUAAUAAUGAUAAUACAAUCAUAAUAAAAUAAUAAUGAUGGCAAUAGUGAUGAUAAAAUGGAAUAAUAAAAAACAAUAAAAUCAAUAAAGGGCCUAAAAGGUAAAAGAAGAAAAGAUUAAUAGUAAAACAAAAGCUAAAAGGAUAGUAAGCCUAAAUAAGAUAAAAGAGAUGAAAGAAAAAUGAUAAAAGACGGCAUCAAAUAAAAGCAAGUCUGUAAAAGUGAGUUUUUAAAUUUGACUUAAAAGAAGCGACUGUCUCUGCAAUGUCUUUGUAAUAACACAAUCAGCUGCUUUCUUAUGAUGUAAGACACCGAAAAUAUAACAUGCAUAAGGUAAACAAGCAAUGAAUGAGUAGUUUUUUCAGUGUCUUUUUAUAUUGUUUAAUCCUCAACAAUAUUAUCAAAGGUCUCCUGAACUCCGUAGUCAUCUCUCCCAUACAACCUAAACGCAGCACUGUAUCUUAAGCAUGAGCUCUCCAUCGUCCCUGCAUUUCCCACAAUCCUGUUCGGUGUGGCUUCAUCGCUUUUACGUUCGUGAUCAGCUGAGCUCGUGCAUCGCUGCAGUGAGUGCACGGGUGUGAGCGGCUGGGGUUCGGAGCAGCUCGGGGCCGCUCGGUGUCUCUGUGGUCGGGCUUGGACAUCGUUUUGAACCCCCGAUCGACUGGGAGACGGGGGCGUUUAGACGGCCGCGAGAAUGUGACUUUUUCAUCCUCGGGUUUUAUUUUUUGUUUUUUAUUUUUUUCCCUCUAAAUGGCUCCGACUCUGCCGAACGAGAAGACGAUUCCCAUUCAUUUCACCCUGUGUUUAUUUCGCUCAUCAUCAAUUCCUUCAGUGCGGAAAACACCUGGGCUGGUCUCAGGGUAACCGUCCAGGAUUAGGAGGAGAUUUAUUUUUUCUUUUCACCGGGAGUGGGCAAUAAUAUGUCCAGGCGAAAACAGACCAACCCCUUCAAAGUUGACUGUAGGUAUUUCUAAGUGUUAUUGGCGAAUACUGCGUUCCCUUUAACUCACCCAUGCCAUGUCUGUUAUCAUUUUAUACUUCAUUUAUGGUAGUUUGUGUUGAAGAAGUUUUCCUGUUGAAACCUGCAUUUAAAGUGUUGAGGUCUAUUUCUUAAUGCUUGCUGUUCUUAUUGGUUAUACCAGACUUACACACACACUGUGCUGAAGAUUUCAGAAUUGGGUUUACAUAAUAUCAGAAAUAUUGUAUUGUGUUAUUUUCAUAAAUCAUGUCAACACACAGCACUAGAUGUUAUUGCUCUCUCUCUCUCUCUAUCUCUAUGUCCCUCUCUCACUCUCUCUUUAUAUAUAUUUAAUUUCACAAAGAGCUCGUAGAGCCAAUAGAUGACAGGAAUAAAGUGAGUGGAAAGGAAUGAACAUUGCGCACAAUAUAGUUAAAACUCAAAAAAAAAAAAGAGUAGAUAUUGAUGUAAAUAUAAGACAAUGUGCUGAUGCCCACAUCUUCUGUUGUGUUCAGUAUUGACAGUCGUGCUCAGUGCGUGCUAUAAUACUAGUAUUAGCAGACUCAGCAAGUUUGAUGAAUGAAUAGUGUGUAAUUGAGCUCAUCACCUUGAUCUCUGGCUGGUUUUGCGUAUCAUUUUUGUUUCCUUUGAAAGCACCUGGGGCUGUGGGUUAAGUGGUUUUCAUCACUGUUUCUGUGUUGUCCAAGUAGAUUUGUUUUCAAGGAACUGUGGGAUUGUUCCCUCUUUGUUUGCAGUGUGUUAGAGCUGUGAAAUGACCAUAUCUGUGGUUUCUGGAGUUUGUUAAAUAUGAUGAACUGAUUGUUAUAGAUAUUCAUUCCAGCGUUUAAUUUAUUGUGAGUUCUUUCAUUGCUCUUCCUUUUUUGUACAGACAGUUAGCUGAAUGGAUGUUUCUUUGGGCUCCGUAAACUCAAAUCUGUCAAAACAAUGUGUAGGUCAUUGAUUAAAUAAUCAACAGAUUUAUCCAAUUUUCAAAUAUAAUCUCAACUGGCAUCACCACAGUGGAUAUAACUGACAGAGAUGCAGUUAAGCCUCAGGUGUUUCAAGUAUGUGCAGCUAAUAUGGAUUUUGAGAUGAGUGCUGUCGCUGUUAAACAGUUAGAAUAGGACAUGUGUAGUAUUUCUGUAUUUCUAGCAUUUUUACAUUUUUACAAAGUCUAUUUGUAAAAAUGUUCAUUCAUUUAUUCAUGGCUGACAAUAAGAUCCUUAAUUUUAAAUUCCUUGAUUAAUAUUUGUAUUUGUUUAGAGUACAGGUCAAAAUAGAAACUAUAGAGUUUUUCUGAGUGACACCGUCUGCUUCAUACUACAGGCUUUGCUUUGCCUGUGCUAAUAACUUUUUUGAACAUUGGCGCUGCUUCUAAUUUCAAUUAUAAUAAAUAAUUUCAAUACAGCAUGAAAAACUGAAUGAACUGAAACAACUCAUUCCCCUGGAGACCCCUGGUAUGUGCUUGUCCCCCUCUGAGCUUUGCCUUUUGUCAUUUCAUUCACUCCCAUUUUUGAUGGACAGCAUGCAGACCUUCAUCACAUGUCUCAGUCCACAGAAAGGGGAUUGCCUUCUGUAAUCUGCUGAAGUUAUGUGUGCUGCAGCCCUCUUUUCUAAACAUAGUUUGUCUGAACUGCUGUUGAAAUACAUCUAGCACUUGCGACCGUAGUAAUCCCUGUGAGCUAAUGAGCUCAUUUGCCGCUCUGUGACACUUUUACAAGAGUCCAGAGAGUAAGCUUAAAAAACCCCUAGGGUGGGGGACGGGGGUGAUACUACGUAAUGUUGGCAUACAUAUGAGUGUGGAGUCAGGCUUUGUGUUUUAUAUUUGACUAUGACUAUUUUACCUGUCUUCCUUUUCUGAGAGGUAUGGAUUGCAUGCACAGAGCUGUCCUUUCUGAGAGGGUUAGACAGACUGACAGACCAGACAGGCAGGGAGACAGUCUGACAGGCAGUCAGGCUGACACACACACACACACACACACACACACACACAAAGGGAAUUCCAGACAAAAAUACUGCAGCAUUGUCUGUCUAGCUAUGUGCGGUCCUCCUUGAGUUUUGUGUGACGUAACAACAAAAAACAGCAUCAUAAAAAAGUUAAUUAGGACCAGAAGAGGUGGAUGAGCUGUUGAAAAAGUGGACGUGUCCCGGGGGUUGGCAGUAAAUAAAAGUUCUCCAACUUAAUAAAUGGUGCAUGUAUGACUUGAAAAACUUACCAGAACCUUUAAACCAAAACUGGAUGUGAAUUUGGGUUAAGAGGCGACAAAUUUUGUCCAAAGUACUUGAACUUGAUCUCUUGUGAAAAAGUACGGUACAGUGAUUUUUUUUACUUACACCUUGCGCUCAGGGAACUAAACCUAAGGCAGUAAUUUCCAAAUGCUGUGUUUGCACUAUAUCUUGAUAUCUUGAUCAUCUGUAUUUUGUGACUGGUUCAAAAGCCCAAUAUAAUAAUUUAGAUAUUAGUUUAUUUUUCAACACUCUCUCUUUCAUCAAGAAAAAGACAGCCACAGAGAAAAAUGGCUAAUCAUGCCACCGUUUUCUCUGUAAUAGCAUGUCACCAGUGAAUCAGAGCGAGAAUCGAUCAGAUGUCUGGCCCACCAUCCUUGUUCUCAUGAGCAUGGAUGGAAGACGGGGGCCCCUGUGCUUCCUGCAGAUUUCAGACGUGUUGUGUGUCUGAAUAUGUGUGUGUUUUUUUGAGCAGCUGAAAGGAGACGUUGGGGGCUCUGAAUUCAACAGGACCCCCAUUGCUUAGUGUUUGAGCAGAGUUUUUGGCAUUCUAUCUUUUGUCUGUUUUGUUUUGCGCGCUACCACCCCAACCCCUAACCCCCCCACCACCACCACCUUCCUCCUCCUCUUGUCUCUCCCUCUUCUGUGUGUCUGUUGGCUGAUGAGUUUGUCUCUUUGUCUGGAUUCAGUCAGACACUGCGUCACCUCCUGCCUACAGACACACAGACUCAGAGAUAACAUCACAGUGGCAGAGACUGAGGGAGGAUGGGGGGGUGGAGGGAGGGAGGGAGGGAGAGAGAGAGGGAGUGAGGAGAGACAGAUGUACAGACAGAGCCGUAGCUGUGGGGGGAUGGGUAUCUCUCACACAUCAAUCAUUGGCUAUGUGCCGUGAAGCCAGCUUGUUGUCGUAGUUCAUAGUUCAAUUCUCCGACCCACUCUACCACUCCUAAUGAAUGCUUUGAUAUCUAUGGGAAAAGUGCCCAAAAGGGGUUCUCAUACUAACUUCUCCCCAUGAGAAAAACACUACAAUGACAAACCUCCUCAAAGAUGAUCCCUCUGUUUUCUUCAUACACACAGAGAAGGGGUGAGAGAGAGUGCAUGCAAUACCUCAGGAUUGUGGCAAGAGCUGUAAUUACGUCUGUCAGUCUCAGGUAACUAAAGCCAGGAUCUCUAUCCCAUCUGUGAUCUGUGUUAAUGGGGAAGGAGCACGCAGGGGGAGAAAACUGGAUUCCGAAGCUAUCAGAAGUAGGAUGGACAUGAUGUGUGUGAAGAGCCCUCAACAAAAUGUGUCUCCAAUGAAGCCAGGUUGGCAGUUGAAUACAAAUCUGCAUGUUCAAGUCCUGAUAAGAAGAAAAAGUGAAGGGAAUUCUCAGACUCCCUCAACCCGCCGAGCUACAAUAAAACAAAGAGUGGCAUCACAAAGAGUUAAAUGAGCCACAUAUGGGCUGUCAUGGUAUGAAGCUGCAUCCUCCCCCUCAGAGCUGAUGGUAUAGAUAUGGAAGUAGUCAGCGCUACAUACAAGCAGGGAGGACAGAGGGCGAGCCAGGCUGUUCAGUGUGUGGGUGGUACCAAAAGAGAGAGAGAGAGUAGCAAAGCAGUUAGCUAGAGGAAAAGAGUGCAGGCUGCUUUCCCCUUGGGAUUGCAGCAUGGCUGUCGAACAGAGCUAGCAUGUUAUCUGCAAGUAUAUAUAUGUGUGUGUGAAAAAGUGGGGGUUGGGAUGCAAAUGAAGUUCAUGUGUGUGUGCAUGUAGAUCAGUGUGUUCGUCUGCUGGCUUAGCAUUCAUUAUGUUUCAGUGUUGGAUGUUCGUGGAAAAAGGCUAAUCAGUGAUAGAGAUCCUACAGUCCAUCUCUCAAGUGGUUACCAAGUUGAAGAAAAAAGAGGAAUUGUGUCUUUUACAGUCUAGCACCAAGUUCUUUUGAUCAUCAGUUUUUCACAGCUCAUCACCUUUGUGAUCAUCUCUUCUUGAUCAAAUAGCACAAAAUCUUAGAGAUUCGAUAAGAUGUGCGAUGUUUCCACUUAGCCCAAAAUAUGAUGGAAAUAAAGGUGAAUUAAGAUGUUGAAAAAAAUUCAUACCUUUUGCUUGAAUACUUUGACCGUCAAUGCUGUCUCUGUGUUGCUAUGGAGAUAGAACGCUCAUGGUGGCUACUGUAUGAGUAAAAGAGGAUUCCUCUCUAAAACAAGUGACUUAGUUUCAUCUUUUGUUUACUCCAUGUCAAGAACAGAGAUGAUUCAGUCGCCUGUGUGCGUCUGGAAUUGCAGGAAGUGCUUUCAUACAUAACCAGUCCUCUCAUUUGUGACACUUGAUGCCCCUGUUUUUGUUCAUCUACUUUACAUCCACUCCUUUAUUGCUGUCGGGAGCUGAACUGAUGUCUGUUUCUCAGCAUGUUAAGGAGAAAACGGGUUCUCUCGUGAAUCAAAAUAGUGUUAUCUGAAAACAUAAAAGAUUUGUAUUGUUGCACAGCAUCUGGUGUUCAUAUUUAUAUUGUCAUAUAGUGUCGAUUAAAUGAACCAACUCCCAGAGUUAAUUGGAUCUUUUUAGAUGUGAGUUUAGCUUACUGCAUAAAAAUACGCUUGUAACCUGCACAUUAAAGAAACUCAAUGUCAACACUCCUGCUUUGUAUUUUCAGGGCCAUUCCACACUUCAGGCAUCACAGGACUACAGCACACUAUUAACAUGGACGGCAGAGACGAGUUCACCGAAGACAGUGAAUGCUGCAGCAACAACUCCCAGGAAGUCCAAGAGCAGGAUAGCAUCUCAGGUACAGGAUGGAGGGCGGGGAGGAGGACUGGAUGGACUGUGUAGGGCGUCCUCGCUCAGGCUGAUGGGUGUUAGUGAGAGUAAGCCCUGCUCUCUGUUCUGUUGUCUGUCUGUAUUGAUAGGGCUGUGUUUGCCUCCAUAGAAGACAGCGAUAGUGACCCUGACAACCACGGUGAAGACUCGUCCUCCAACACCUCAGCUGACGACCACAUGACCACGAAGAGGUCACAGUGCUGCCUACAAGGAGCAGGAGUCAAAGAGGUAAGUGGGUUGGUGCUAGCUUCAAGAAACUGAAGUUGGUUUAUGUAAUGAUGGCGGCAUUCGACUCGGUCUUUUUCAUGACUUUGCCACUCUCUAGUUUGGAAUCCUGCCUGCUAAAUGAGCAUGUAUUGACUGCUUCCAUGGUAUUUUCUGUAGAUUUGCUCUAGAUUAUAGGAAUUUCUGUGUGAAAUACUGCAAGAGAUCGCAAGAACAAAAAAAAAAUACAGUGUUUUUGUUUACAUUAAAAUAACUAUUAAAGCUGUGAAAACAUGGAGUGAACAGUUUGACUGAGUAACAUGCACAAAAAACACAUCUAAUAUUCAUGUGAUCAACCUUUUCUCCUUCUUUCUGUUGUGCAAUAAAAAAAUAAAAAAAACAAGUUACAGUUAAAUUUAGAAGAUAAAAGAGGUAUUUUGUUGUGGUAGCAAAUGCCUUCAAGAGGUAUUAGUCAUUGAGAAUCCCUGCAUUGUUGUUACAACUUGUGACCUGCAAUACUGAGUGAAAAAAAAAAGAAACCCAACUCCACUGAUAUCGGGCAAUAUGUUUUGUGCCUGUGCCUUCUGUUGGAAAAUGUUGGCUUGCGUGUGACUCACAUCUGUGGCAGCACACACCAUCAUGUCACUGUUAGUGAGUCAGUGGGGCUUGUGAGAAUUUAGCGUAAUCAUCAGCAUAUAGCACUUGCACAAACACUUAAUAUGUUCGCUAAAAAUAUGAACCAGCGAGAAAUAAAAAGAGUUUCUAGCAGCUUUCUUUUCAGCAUUAAUUUAAAAUGUGUAAAAUCAUAGGUUUGCUCAGUUUUUUUUCUUCGAUUAAGUCUGACUGAGUACCACCAUUUAACGUGACAGAUUACUCUACAACAUGAGUGUUUUUAACACGGUCUUGUUUUCUGCAGGAGAGCGAAGAGGGGGACCACGGCAACAACUUUGUUUGUCCUCUCUGCACGCUGGAUUUCAGCAGCCCUGAAAAGCUCAUCUCCCAUGUCUACCAGGUGAGAAGGACAUUGUCUCGCCUGUCCUAAUUCCACGAAAACAAAGCAGCGCUAGAUCCUUUUAUUGCAGUCGGUUUCAAAUAAGCGAGUGGUAGGUCGCCACCUUUAAAGCCCCUAAGAAGCUUAGUGAGAGUAAGUACUUCAGUAAAAAUGCAGGCUGUGGGAGAAGGUGUUGACUCCUGCGACCCAGCUCACAGCUUCCAGUGUAUAAAUGGAGAAACUUUUUUUGCUCAAGAACCAAUGUCACUAAACUUAAAAUUAAAGGAUCGUUACCAAGACCUCAAAUUAUGCAACAUCUUUAGGUAGGCUUCAUUUUUUGAUAGCUGUUUUUUAUUGAGGGAAUGAUGUCAACAGUGAUUAAUUAGUGGGCCGUCUCCCCUCACUUGAACUCUACCCUACCUGUUUGUCCUACUGUCAUGAGAAGCAGCCGCUGACUAUCACAUGUUGUCCAGGAGAAUAGAGAGCAGGAGAGAGACAUACGGUAUUACAUUCCUGUAGAAGAUAAUGUUUUUGUGGUGCUGUGACCUCUCAUAUUUAAUGUAGGUGUACUCUGUCAGAGUUCAGAGUCAAAUAUUAUUUUAAAUACAAAUCUCCCAUUCUGUCUAAGCCAGAGCUGCACUGAUUGUUAUUACAACAGAUUGACUGUUUGUAAACGGACACACCUAAGAUAUAACCAGUGUUGGUUUAGGGGCUAACACAGAUAACACAGAUUAGUUUACUGGACUCAUCAAUGAUUUGUAUUACUGAUGGAAGUUGAUGGAAUUUUUUCUCUUUUUUUAUUCUUUUUGAUUAGUUAAAAAAUAUCUUGUAAAAAGAUGGUUUUCCAUAUAAUCAACUAUUUCUGUUCUGAAUGUCUUUGAGUUCUUCAACAAGAGACUUAAUUUCUGUAAUCUAGGUUUUCAUCUAACACAUUUCCUCCUUGUCUCUUUGUACUGAUUGUUUUUUUAUGCCUUGAACAGCACACAAGCAUGAUGAGCAACACCAAGAGCUAUGUGUGCCCAGUGUGUGGGCGAGCCCUGAGUUCUCCUGGCUCGCUUGGACGGCAUCUUCUCAUCCACUCAGAGGACCGCCUCUCCAACUGCGCUGUCUGCGGCGCACGCUUCACAGACACCAACAACUUUAACAGGUUCAGCUCGAAUUUGUGCAUAACAUAUCUCAGACCUUUAAUGCUUAUAGCUUUUCUUACGAGGUUCGCAGACUAGUAGAUGGGAUGCGCUUGAUGUAUCUCAAUUAUUACGGUUACUUUUUUCACUCAAAAAUUAAAACAUUGUGAAUCAAUCAGUUUGCAUAAGUUAAAGUUAUCUGAAGGUUAUCUAGUUUUUAUUGAGACAAAAUAAUUAUUUCACCUUACAUGAUGUUUCUGUAACAGAUCUCUUAUUAUUUUUUUUAUUAUUCGGUCUCACAAACAAGAACAAAGAAUUCAUUUCACUACUGCAGAUGGUGUUGUUAUUAAAACCAAGGCAACAGGCGUCACAGAUUUUGGAGAUUAAAUAAUAUAUAAAUACUGUGAUUUUAUUAAAUCAUUAGCAUAGUGUAAGAUAUUAACAGCAGUGCAGAGGAUAUGUAAUUUUUUUUUUUAAAAAGGUGAAAAAUUGCAGUUCACAAUCAGUUAGAAGACAAUGCUUUGGUUGCGGCAGUUUAUAUUCAAAGAUCCAGCAAGGUUAUCACAUCUCCGAGAGGAUGUUUCUUGAAAAUUUAAUGAAACUGUCUCAGAUGCAGCACAUUAGAGCAAAAUCAGUGAUUCACUUAGAUAAGGCAGGAUACAGAGCAUGAGAGAUGAAUAAAAUUACUAGUACAAGAAUGACAGAUUUAAUGGAAAUAAACUUGCAUGUUGCUUAGCAACUAACUCCGCAUAGAAAUUUAAACAGCACUGGCAAAUGGUCCAGAUGCAUGAUGGAAGAACAAAACAGAAGAGAGGCACAGUGUUUUACUGAAAAGACCCGAAAGAGGAGCGAUGUCAGGUAUUCCCUUAAGUUAAGUGAGAUGAAGAGGUCCUUUUAGACCGAGCACUGAAGUAUAAAGCUGCAUUCAUUCAUUCAGAACGUCUGUUUCAGUCUGAUAUCCUCAACUCUGAAUAAAAGUUUAAAGCAUCAGGCACAUAUUUCCUGAAGUGUUUUCUGGAAAUAGUAAAAGUUUGUUCAGCACAGUCCUGUUCUUCUUAGAUAACGCCAAUGAUAGAUAAAAUGAAUUGGCUUUGACAAAUAUUCUUUGCAUACAUACCAGGUGGUGGUCACAGGCUGUUGAAUACUGACAAACAAGAAUUUGGUGCAUUUUGAAAAUGCUGUUUACCAUGCUGUUUAAAAUGCUGGGAUCUAUUAACCAAUGUCUUUACAAUGCAGGGUGAAUAUUUUAGCUGUCGCACAUCAAAGUAGAAAGAAUCUAGGUCCAGACUCUGCCUCUGUUUUUUGUGUUUUUAGAGACUGCUAACAUUCACUUUUAAGUAUCAGAGUUUAUAAUGAUGUCUUGACAAGGGGCUUGAUUAAUGAUGAAGAGUUCAGAAUGGCACAUUAAAAAGGAGAUGUAUCAGGGUCCUGCUAAGUCUGGGACAGCCUUAGGACAUACAUUAUGAAUGUGUUUGUCUCUAACUAGUUUUAUUUUUUACUUUGUUUCUUCAGGGAGAAGCUGAAAGAUGUCAUUGACAUGACCAGGAUGGACAUCGGUAGUGGGAGAGACAGCUGUUCCCUGACUCAUUCCCUCUCUAGCAGCCCCAUGACCAGCCCGGGCUCUGGCUCCUGCUCCUGCCACGGACCUGGUCCCAGCCCCAGCUCCUGCCAAGGCCCUCACCCCUGUCAAGCAGCUGACGUCAACCCCAACCUAUGUCAAGCCCACCGUACCUGCCAGGGACCCAGCCACAUCUCAAGCCAGUGUCAAGGCCCUCGGCCAUGUCACGGCCCAGGAUCUGGGGCAUGCUCAGGCCCAGGACCAUGCACAGGUUCUGACCAAGGACCCUCGUUUCCCUCACUGCCAGACAGUCUCCUCUCAGAGGGGCCUUCACUUGCAUCUAUUCCUGAUGCUCUAAACUCCUCUUCAUCAAGCAUUCCUCCUAUCCCAGACAUCUUGAGCCCCAUGCCUGUGUAUCCUGCUGGUGUGCUGUUGGUGUGCAACAGCUGUGUGGCCUACCAGCAGCUGGUGGAGGCCCAGUCCCCGAUGCGUAAGUGGGCGCUGCGCAGGAAAAAUGAACCCUUGGAGGCUCGCCUGCAGCGGCUGGAGCGGGAGCGCACGGCGAAAAAGAACAAGCGGGCAUGUGAGACUGAUGAGGAGAGGGAGAUGAGGAGGCUGCGAGAUCGGGAGGCCAAACGCAUGCAGAGGAUGCAGGAGUCCGAAGAGCAGAGGGCGCGCAGGCUGCAGAGAGACAGGGAGGCCAUGCGGAUGAAGAGGGCCAAUGAGACACCUGAAAAGAGGCAAGCCAGGCUGAUCCGCGAGAGGGAGGCAAAGAGGAUCAAGCGGCGCCUGGAGAAGAUCGACCCAGCUCUAAGGACACAGAUUGAGCAUGACCCUGCUGCGAUGGCUGCCCUCACAGCAGACAUGAGUCUCUUUCAGUUCCCCUGCCCCAUGCCUGUCCCGUCUAUUGAUAACGGGCUGUUCAUGAAGCUACCCUAGUUAGAGCAGGAGUAUCUUGGCUUCUUGCAGCGUCAUUAUUAACCUCUGCACUAUGCCAUCAGGCUGCCAUGGUCACAGUCAACCAUUCCUGGCUGCUUCACUCCCAAACCUCCCUCUCUACCGAACAGCUUCACAACACAAACUGCUUUGUUAAGUACAACAAAAACUACUUCAAUUUCUAAUUUAUUACGGUCUAGAAAACCUUGGGCACAGGGUUGAGAAUGUUUCAUGUUGUGUGGAUGAUGACUUCAGUGCAUGUUGUAAAGAGAUUUAUCAGUCCUUCAGGGGGCGAGCAGAUUUAUCAAGGUUUAUCCUGGUAGGAGCAGUUUUACUUCCCAAGAGGAAAAACAAGUCCUUUUUUUGCACAUUGACUUUUCAGUGACAGGUGGGGGAAACUCUGUAGCCACAGCCCCCCACCCCCCACCCCCUUUCUGGUCCACUCCGCCAGUCCAGUGACGUGGGUUUACUGGUAGCUACACCUCUCUUUUUAAGCUGCCUCUUAAGGGUUCCUGGGAAAUUCAUAUCCAGUCAAACUACCUCAGCUGGCGCCGCAGUGGUGCCCUCUGUCUUGUGGCUUAUUGCAUUCACACUCCAGGCUUCCAAAGCUCUCUAUAAACUGUACACUCCUAUAGAGGAAGCAGGUUGUUUUCAACAGUUUCUGUUCGCAUUUCACACUGGGGUGUUCUCAUAGGUCACAAACAUUCAUAGAAGCAACUGGUUUACAAACCCCAGUUCAGCGUAUAUUUCCCAGGGUCGAUGAUGAUAACGUGUUUGAACUCUGAAUGUUUUGUGCCCAAUGUUAAGCAACAUUCCCCCCUUACCCUCUGAGGUGUACAGCUUAACACACUCAACUCUGAUCAUUCUUUUUGCCAAUAUUUGAAGCUGUUUCUUUUUGAAAUCCAAAACUCUAAACAUUUUGCCAAUGUCAUGACUUCUUUUGUUUUUCACUUUGUGUUACAGAGCUUUUCUUUGGCUCAUGAAUACGUCUGUGCUGCUGUUUAUUGUACUGUACAAUACAUUAGUUACCUCUUGAUAUAUUUUGGGCUCAUUAUGUUUAAGGAAUAUUGUGCUAAAAUGUUCCACUGAGUGGUCACAAUGAAAACAGUUCCUGAUGUGUUACUUGCUGAUGACAGAGUUUGUCACAUUACUUGAAUUCUGCCUGCAGAAACUCAAUGAUUUCCUCAUUAUUUGCUAACUAUAGGACAGUUGUAAUUUUAUUAUUGUGUAGAAGAUCAUACACAGAUGCAAUUUGUGUAGCAUUAACAAGAUUAUCAAAGCUGCAGUACCCUCAGUUCAUGUAACCACUUAAACUGAGGUCCAUUCACAUCCUCUGUCAGUAGAGUUAAUGGAAGAUAUUUAUUUAUUCAUAUAGCAGAGGAACUCAUUUUAUACAAGUUUUAUGUCCCCAUCCGUUUCUUAGUACUGGGGCUCGUUUCAUGACACGUACUUACAGCUUAUACUGGGAGAUUUUAUUGAUCUAUAUUCAUUAACCUCAUUCCAGCACAUAUUUAUGCAAUAUAAUGUGAAUAUAUUUUUCUUGUGAAAUUAUUUGAGUUAUUUUGUUACUGUCGGUGGUAUAAAAUUGUGAAAAUGUUUAAGUUAGAGGCCAUGUUUAGAUUUUUUUAUAUAUAUAUAAUUUCCUGCCUGUAAGGUUACCUCCAGUUUUUCUUGACUUCACUCCUCCAGAUGCAAGUAUUUAGUGUCAAACAAGCAGUUUCUGAAAUACCCUACACAGGAUUUCAGAGAUGAUGACAAGUACUGGUUCUGUUUGAGUCACUCCUAGACGAGAGGUCGGUCCACCUGUCUGUGACGGCAAAUCUAACAAAGAGGGGGAAAAAAAAUAGUGGGAUCUUUUGAGUCUUCUCUAGGAGUGCAUCAAACCUCUAUGCAACAGAUAUGUUAUUUGUUUCAAGGGAAAUAAUUUCACUUUUGGCUGAAACUAUGCAGAAUGCAACUUUCAUCAAACGGACUUCAGUGUAAAGAGUUUUUAGCUUCUCAGGCAAUUUAACUCAGUGAGAGGGCUCAGAGCCUGGACAACACCCUGCUCCAUCAGAAACAUUUAUAAAUCCAUCAUGUGACAAUUUUAAACAGUCAUGUGACUUUUCUAGAGACACUUUGUUGUCAGUGACGUUUUUUGUCCUCCUAGUUCAGCACAGUAAAGUAACAGGGUCUCACUGCCAUCAGAUUCAUGACAAACUGUAAAAACAAGGGCAGAUCAGUCCUCAGGUGUCAUUUUUUCCCUCUUCUCUCAGACUAUGAAUACUGGGUAUUCUCACAGGUGACUCUAUUAUGAAACUGCUGUGAUCUCCAUCAUCCUUUAGAGGACAGUGUCUUCUGCGGUCUGACAUACUGUGGCAAAGGAAGUACUUAAAAAUGAGAUGAUGUUGGUCGUUACAAACAGUACUUUUGCUAUGGAUUAGGUAAGCACUGCAUGUGAUGAAACUGCACUUGUCCUAGAAUGGUUCUAUAUGAGCUUGUGUUCUUCUGUUAGUUUUUGCCUGCCUGUUUUUUACAGUUUAAUCAAAAGAAAGAUGUUAUUGAAAACGUUGGCCUUCCUAUAGUAAUUCUAUCAGGACUUUCUCUUUAUGUCCAUGUUUACAAAACGAGACUCUCUGAUCAAGGCCAAAUGAAUGAGCUAAACAGCUAAUGAGAACAUUCAUGCUUGCUGCGAUAUCAAUGCAUCCUGACUGGAUGGCACUUUGGAGGAUGCCUUCCUCUGUUACUGGAUUAACAGAUGUACAGACAAUAAUAAAACCUGGAAAAGAAUGUGGAAAUAAACAUUGAAUUUACAAUAAAUGUCUUUUGUUU
Xyrichtys novacula (pearly razorfish) is the source of this 15342-nucleotide messenger RNA. NCBI's taxonomy places the organism in Eukaryota, Metazoa, Chordata, Actinopteri, Labriformes, Labridae. The record is from the annotation of a GenBank genome assembly.